This is a messenger RNA of Acanthamoeba castellanii str. Neff, 1092 nucleotides long. RefSeq names its product CCAATbox-binding transcription factor, putative. The coding region runs from base 1 to 1092 and encodes 363 amino acids. Gene Ontology annotation, cellular component: nucleus. NCBI's taxonomy places the organism in Eukaryota, Discosea, Longamoebia, Acanthamoebidae. The transcript is spliced from 9 exons. The record is from RefSeq and is a predicted model, not a curated record.
AUGUGCUGGAGAGGCGGUCAGCCGAGGGAGCCCGAGUACGCGAACGCUGAUAAGAGCUGCACGUGGGAGCUCGUCGAGCUGCAGAAGCACUUCCACCCCUCCGUCUCCAAGUGGUCCGGGAUGCUGCUCGAGGGAACGCCCAUCUUCUACCAGGGCAACCCGCUGCAGGACUUCACGCUGACGGCCUUCCUCGACCGCUUCUCCUUCCGAAACCCCAAGCAGAAGGAGCGCGAGAAGGGCGGCUCGCUCAUGCAGCCGCUCAGCGUGCCGCACUGGGUCAACAAGGAGCCCGUCAACAGGCCGCAGUUCCUGCAGCACCAGGAGAGAGUGCGCGAUGAGGAGCAGUUCUUCUACAAGUUCUUCUCGCAGAAGAAGAUGUUGGCCAAGCUCAGCGGUGAGGAGACCACGGACAAGAAGAAGAAGAGCAAGGACGAUCUGGAGUUUGCUGGGGAGACCGACAAGGAAACGGGCGAGUACGACUACAACGACAUGGUCUUGAGCGAGGAUGAAGAGGAAGUCCGCGAGGACCUUCCGCUCGACAACGAAGAGAACGACGAGUUCUACGAGCACCUGCUCAUGCAGGAGCUUGAAGCCGAAGAAAACGGAGACUUUGCAGAGGACGAUGCCGAAGCCAGCGGCGACUUUGCGUCGCUGGACGAGUUCGCCCACAUCCUGGAUGGCGCGGGCGGCGAGGAGGUCAGCGCCAAGCAGAAGGAGUGGGAGGCCCGCAUCAAGAAGAACAAGAAGGGCGCCAAGGGCAAGAAGAAGGCAGCGAGCGACGAGGGCGAGGACGAGGGCGACAUCUUCGACAUGGACGACAGCGCCAGCGGCGAAGAGGAAGACGCGGGCGACUUCAACUUUGCCUCCAAGGACGGCGACUACUACGAGGACGAGACCAUGACCAGCACGUCGAAGAAGAGGAAGAGGCCCUUCAACAUCGGCGGCGGUGGCCGAGGCGGCCGAAGCGCGAAGAUGGCCCGGGGCGGCGGCACCAGCCGAGGCGGUCGAGGUGGUGCCAGAGGCCGCGCCGGCAGCUCGCGUGGUGGCUCCCGCGGCCGUGGCGGCUCUCGCGGCGGUCGUGGCCGCAAGUGA